GUAUAAUUAUAUUACUAAAAAUAUAUAUUUAUUAAUUAAAAAAUUGCUUAAUACCAUUAUUUUUACAUGAGUUAUUGAGGGAGUGUACAUUGUGCUAAUUAUUACGUAUACGUAGAUUGAAAAAUGCACAUACAUUUCAAUCUAUAAAUUUGUAUCUUAAAGUUUAUUUUAUGGUUGUAUUUUUUACUAUUAUAUAGAUUAAUGAAUUUUUUAAAAGCAUUUAUACAUUAAUUGCAGAUUGUUUAUUUUUAUUUUUUGUAAAAUAGAAAGGAUUAUUGUAUAGAAAAAAAUGGCGAAAAAUUAAUCAUGACUUUUGCUAUAACUCGAUCUAAUUAUGUCUUAAGGAGAUGAAAGGGAAACCUUUGCUGUGCCCCAUAUAUUAAUUAGCAAAUAUUUGUUGAUAUUUUGCUUAGUGAAUAUGUUUAUUUAAUUAUAAAUAUCUUUUUUAAUUAAUAAAGAUAUAUAUCGAGUAUGUAUGGCGGAAAUUAAAAUGCGAAUAAUUUUAAAAUGAUACUAUAAAAUGGUAAUGAUAUUUUGAUGCAUUCUAAUUACAGAUGAUAUAUUAAUAAUAGACGAAGAUGGUAAGUGGCAUUAUUUCGAGACAUUGCACCAAAAGGAAUCAAAAGAAAAAGACAACUGGGAAGACAAUGAUGAGAAUUUACAAAUUGAUAAGAGUAACAAGACGACUAACGAGGGAAAAGAUCUCAAGCUGUCAAGGAGCAAUAAAUUAAUUUGUUUUACGUGUAAAGGAAAACUCUAGAAGUUAAAAACGUUAAAGUCACAUAAAUCGAAUGAUUGUUAAAAAAUAUAUUGGUGUAGAUAUUGUGGUCACGAAUUUAGUUAUCGAGCUAGUUAUAACAGGCAUAAGAAGAAGAAACAUUGCUUUGCUGCUAAACGUAUCAAUUAGCGAAUAAAAAAAUUUAGUUUUUAAAUAUUUUUUGUAUCCUUAUGGUUGAAUAAUUCUAUGGUUGAACGUUAUUUUUUAAAUCAAGUGCAUAUUAAUUUCAGUCAAGAAAAUAUUAAUAAUGAUAUUACUAUAAGAUUAAAGAGGUUUUUGGUUUUUUAACGUUUUGUUAAGCUGAAUUUAAGUAUUUUAUUUAAGAAAGCUGUUAUAUGUAUUUUUUUUACAUAUUUUUAUAAUUUUUUGAUAAAUUUAAUAAAUUUAUUUUGAUAAAUUUUCCCUGGUUUUUUGGCGAGUGUUGCGUGAGCGAAUUCUGCUGGAAUACCGGUAUUAACAGCGAACCGUGUUGAUUGUUGUGUUGUAGAAUUCCGCACGUCCGUCGUCCGAACGUAUACCUGCGAAUACUGCAGCAAGGGCUUCACCCUUAAGCGCUUUCUUUACGCCCAUCUGAAGAAGAGCUGCUAUUGGAACCCGAGUUCCGAAUGCUACCACGCGCAGAAGUUGAAACCCUUCUCGUGCUCCGGAUGUGGUGCCUCGUAUUCGAAGCAGAGUUCUCUCAAGUGGCACGUGCGUCACGAUUGCGGUAGAACUUUAAAAUGCGACGAUUGCGGCAAGACUUUUUUACAAUCGAACAGUUUGUACAGGCACAAGAAGCUGUCGUGCGUUAUACCACAAGAACAAUCAUAACUCGAGGCGUUGAUUGUAAAAUCCGUAUAAAGCUACUCGGAUUAUUGACUCUGCAUAUGUGUGUGUGUAUAUGAAUAUUUGAUUUGGUUGGACAUGACUGCGAUAUAACUGCAUAAGAUUUCUUUGUACGUUUACUCAUUUUGCUAGUCUUUUUUCAUUUUUCGUUUAGGAUUAAAUGUUUAUUCGUUCCUCGUUUGAUACAUAUGGUUAUAAUUUUUAUGACUGUUUUUAUAUUUUAUAUUUUAUUAAAGCUAUAAUUCUUCUUUGUCAUAUAAAAUAAAUUGAAAAAAUUCUAGACUAUUCAUUGAUUUACCUAAAACACUAUCCGAUUUAUAAUCUUUUUGACAAGUAUACCUGUUUUAUGUUUCAAAGCUACGCUACUAGCGUAAUUUUUCACAUAACAUGCAAAUAAGUUAAAAUGUCACUAAAUAUUCUUGCAUUUUGAAACACAACAAUGAUUCCACCACUAAUGCACAUUAAAUCGAGACAGCCAAUGUGGGAGUAAAUGGCAGUGUGUUUUUCUUCUUCUCGCUGCAAAAACAUCACAUACGAGAGUGUUGGAAACAUACAGCAUAUUUUUCCAGUUUAUUUUGAUGUAACGAACCAGUUCUCUUUUAUUUAGUUUAUUUAUUUGCAUGUAAAAUACAUUUUACAGCUAUUUGUUAGGUUGCUCCUAAUCAUUUGCAGUCGAUAUAUGAAUUUAUUAAGUAUCACAAAAAUAAUUGCACUUAAAUAUCUCUUAUUUUGUAAAUUUUUAAUGAUUCUGAAAUUAUUAAUAACGAAUUUUGUUCACUGUUAAAAAACACCGAUGGAAUAUUGACUAGUGAUUCGCUACACAAGAUUUCUGACCGCAAAUGAUUUAAUUAAAUUGACUUACUUACUUUUGUAACUCACGAGCCGCAAAUAAACGUACUACCUCAAAGAGAUUCGCUUUGUUAACUUUGUGUAUGCUCGCUUAAAGAUACGAACACAAUCGAUUGACGGAACGGUAAUCGUGUUGCAGAAUUGGAGCUAGGCACGAAUAAUUCGACGCGCGGCGAAGGCACCAAGCGAAAGUAUAGUUGCAAGUACUGCGGCAAGGGCUUUACGCAGUCCGGCCAUUUGAGGAGCCAUCAGAAGAGCUCGUGCUACUGGAACCCCAGGUCCACCUGCCAUCAAUCGCAGAAGAUCAGGCCGUUCUCCUGCACGCAGUGCGGCGCCUGUUACUCCAAGCAGUCGCACCUCAUCUUUCACGUUCGGCACGAGUGCGGCCGCACGCAAAAGUGCAACAUCUGCGGCAAAACGUUUCUACACAGCAGCAGCCUACGAAGGCACCGUCAGAGAGCGUGCAAUUUUCAGCUUUGCUAAUGCACGCGUGACGCGUGUACCCCGAAACCUUCGGCCGGAAGACGUUUACCGAAACAAGCCGCGCGAUCUCUUCCCUCAUCAGUAUCUAGAAAGACACACAGCGGCCAGGACGGUUAAUGGUUUUCGAACAUAAUUAUACCAAUUGAAGGGACUUUGCAAUUUGCGGAACGGCAAUGGAGUGAGAGUUCUGGAGUGCUUUGUUCUUAAAGAAAGUUCUCAAACUUUCCAAAUUGUGCGUCUUGAAAAGAUGCCGCGAAACGUUGACGUUGACAGGAUAGGUUUUUGUUUAGAUCUUUAUCGACAGGUCAGAGUGCAGUGUACGUUGCCGUAUGGCGCGUAUCGUUUACAGUGCAACCGAAUACCAAGUCAAAGAAUUAUUGUGAUAUGUUAUAAUGAAUAUAAAUUAUAAUAUCGAAUAUUUCUAAAGCAAAAAAAAAGUUAUUAUUCUUUCUUUUGAUCCUGAUUUAAAUACAGACACCCGGACAUCUUUUACAGGAACAUCCAAUUUACCUCAACAAUAUCGCAUUUUAGUUUAGCGAUUGUUUGUUCGAAAUGAGCCAUGGCGACAUCAAAGAUUAGGCAAACGAAUGUCACUGAGUGACAUCAGUUUCUCUCGAUGCUUAUAGAAAAUUUCGAAGCUGAUAUUUUUCACCUUAUUUUUGUAUUUGAAUGUUUUACACCGAAUGGUCGUUUAAAUGACACGUGAUUAUAUUAUGUUAAAGCGAAUUGAUUUAUAAAUUUAUAAUAAAAUGUUUUCAGCGACUGUUUUACGCUUCUUGAAACCUCUGAUAUAUUGAUCUGAUAUCUUUUUUUCAUAUAUUCUUCGUGGCUACAAUGGGCUUGCAUGCAACUUUUGUUUUCUCUAUUCUUUUUUUCUUUGGUUAUUGUAUCGCUGAUUGAUUACGACAAUUUUCUAUAACAAAGAAAAUUUGCUAGUCCGUCGGCGAUACGUUAAGAGAGUAUUAAUUUUUACUAUUUUUCUUUUUUAAAGCAUCUGAUCACCAUCAUGUUACAGAGGAAGAGUCAGCGCAGAAGAGACAAACUACAUGGAUGAAGACAGAAAUAAAUUGUGAAGACGAAUCACUGAAAAAUGAUAAACCUAAAACAAGUAUAGGACAAAGCUUUAAAAUUGUGUGGGGUCCUCCAGCAAAUAUUGGCCAAGAACAUUCUGAAUCUUGCGAAAUUAUUUCUAUAAAUGAUAGUCAGUCAAUCAUUAACGAAAUUGAAAAUUCUCCGCCAGCUUGGACCAAUUUGGAAGAAGCAAAAUCAAAAGAAAAUUCUCCGAACGAUAAUCAAUUUUCCGAAGUCAGCGAUAACGAAAACCCGAUUAUCCAAAAACCAGUGAACCGGAAAAUGACGUUGAGAAAAAAAAGAAACAAAUUUCGUGAAAGAAGUUCAGAUGACGAACUUGUCAUUGACGAACCUACAACAAGUACUGCGCAAAAUCCUUCGACGAGUAUUGGCAAACAACGUUUUCGGUAUCCCAAAAUUAUUUCUGUAGACGACAGUCAGUCCAGCGAUGACGAAAACUCUUUGCCUUGGACUAAUUGGGAGAAAGCGAAAUUAGAUAUGAAAAUAAAGUGCCCAUAUUGUAAUAUGGGUUUUGAGAAACGCCAUAUACUCGGUAUCCAUAUUUCGACGACAUGUUUGUUGAAUCCUGACUCCAAAACUAACAAACAAGCCGGCAGGUUUAGAUGCGAGGUCUGCGGUCGCAGUUAUAAGGAGAUAAAAUUUCUGAGACAUCACGUGAAGAACGAAUGUCAGAAAUCGAUAACGUGUCCAGAUUGUGGUCGUACCUUGCAAGGAUCAUACAUUCCGGAACGUCAUAAGGAAAAUUUUUGCGUGAAUAAGAGAGGCAGAUCUCGGAAGCAGAUAAAAAAAGAACACUCACCGGAAGAAGUUUUCGAUGAUCAAUCUAGCCUAGAGAAAUCUGAUUAAGUUAAGCGAAACGAUUUUUAACUUAAAAGUUUUUUUUUGUUUAAGUUAAGAUGUUUAAAAAUAAUCAGCAUUUAAUAAUAACGAGAAAGUUUUUUUAGUAUUAUUUGUCAUUUUUGCGUUAAUUUUUAUAUUAUUUGUG
Molecule: messenger RNA, 5012 nt
Organism: Monomorium pharaonis (pharaoh ant)
Lineage: Eukaryota; Metazoa; Arthropoda; Insecta; Hymenoptera; Formicidae
Product: zinc finger and BTB domain-containing protein 18-like
Exons: 2
Coding region: 3986-4873 (295 amino acids)
Source: RefSeq, a predicted model, not a curated record